This is a messenger RNA of Nothoprocta perdicaria, 5545 nucleotides long. RefSeq names its product erbb2 interacting protein (gene ERBIN). Gene Ontology annotation, cellular component: adherens junction; postsynaptic density; postsynaptic membrane. Gene Ontology annotation, molecular function: protein binding. The record is from RefSeq and is a predicted model, not a curated record. Gene Ontology annotation, biological process: neurotransmitter receptor transport, endosome to postsynaptic membrane; neurotransmitter receptor transport postsynaptic membrane to endosome. Bases 307 to 4629 code for a protein of 1440 amino acids. NCBI's taxonomy places the organism in Eukaryota, Metazoa, Chordata, Aves, Tinamiformes, Tinamidae. The transcript is spliced from 28 exons.
UCCCUUUCUCCCUUGCCCGCACCCCGCCCUCCUCCGAGAAGGAAACUUGACUGGAUUUAAUACGUUUCCCCCGGCUGGAAAGGAGCCCCCGCCUGCUGGGUCUGCCCCGGCCUCCCGGCAGACGAGUUCCAUGUGGAUGGUUUAAAUAACUGCCUCCUGCAUCCUGGUGAUUCUGUGGUCCAAGUUCAGAAACUGGUUCAAACUCCUAUGCUGUGAAUUGGAAGAAGCGCAGAGAUUCGGAAUGUUGGGUUUGAAAGCUCAGGGAAGAAGCAGCAGGGAGAAAAAAGCAACACAGUGUGCCUGAAAAUGACAACGAAGCGGAACUUGUUGGUGCGGCUGGUGCCAUGCCGCUGUCUGCGGGGAGAGGAGGAAACAGUCACUACAUUAGACUAUUCUCACUGCAGCCUGGAGCAGGUGCCUAAGGAGAUUUUCACUUUCGAAAAGACCUUGGAGGAACUUUAUUUAGAUGCUAAUCAGAUUGAAGAGCUUCCAAAGCAACUUUUUAACUGUCAGUCUCUGCACAAGCUGAGUUUGCCAGACAAUGAUCUAACCACAUUGCCAGCAUCCAUCGCAAAUCUCAUUAAUCUCAGGGAACUGGAUGUCAGCAAGAAUGGCAUACAGGAGUUUCCAGAAAAUAUAAAGAACUGUAAAGUCUUGACAGUUGUCGAAGCCAGUGUAAAUCCAAUUUCAAAGCUUCCCGAUGGAUUUUCCCAACUGUUAAACCUAACACAGCUGUACCUGAAUGAUGCGUUUCUUGAGUUUUUGCCAGCCAACUUUGGCAGAUUAACUAAACUCCAGAUACUGGAACUUAGAGAAAACCAGUUAAAAUUAUUGCCAAAAACCAUGUCCAGACUGACUCAACUGGAGAGACUGGACUUAGGAAGUAAUGAAUUCACAGAAGUGCCUGAAGUACUUGAACAACUGAGUGGGUUAAAGGAAUUUUGGAUGGAUGGUAAUAGACUAACCCUUAUCCCAGGGUUCAUAGGUACUUUGAAACAGCUGACCUACUUGGAUGUUUCUAAAAACAACAUUGAAGUAGUUGAAGAAGGCAUUUCAGGUUGUGAAAGCCUACAAGACCUACUCUUAUCCAGCAACUCACUUCAGCAACUGCCAGAAUCCAUUGGCUCCUUGAAGAAGGUAACAACACUUAAAAUUGAUGAAAACCAGUUAAUUUAUUUGCCAGACUCUAUAGGCGGGUUAAUAUCAGUAGAAGAACUGGACUGUAGUUUUAAUGAGAUUGAAACAUUGCCUUCAUCUAUUGGGCAACUUGCGAACAUAAGGACCUUUGCUGCAGAUCAUAACUUCCUAACACAGUUGCCACCAGAGAUAGGAAACUGGAAGCAUGUAACAGUAUUGUUUCUUCAUUCUAAUAAGCUUGAAUUUCUCCCUGAAGAUAUGGGUGAUAUGCAGAAAUUAAGAGUCAUCAAUCUGAGUGACAAUAGACUGAAGAACUUGCCCUUUACCUUUACAAAACUGCAGCAGCUCACUGCUAUGUGGCUGUCAGACAAUCAGUCUAAACCACUUAUCCCUCUUCAAAAAGAAGCUGACCCUGACACACAGAAAACUGUGCUUACCAACUACAUGUUUCCCCAGCAGCCGAGGACGGAGGAUGUUAUGUUCAUAUCUGAUAAUGAAAGCUUCAAUCCGUCCCUGUGGGAGGAACAGAGGAAACAGCGUGCUCAGGUGGCUUUUGAGUGUGACGAAGACAAAGAUGAAAGGGAGGCACCGCCUCGGGAGGGCAAUCUGAAGAGAUAUCCCACUCCGUAUCCUGAUGAACUGAAGAAUAUGGUCAAAACAGUGCAGACAAUUGUGCAUAGACUAAAGGAUGAAGAAUCUACGGAAGAUACUGCCAAGGAGUCAAAACGAGAAGGCCAAGCAGUUUCCGUCAAAGAUGUGGGGGUAAAGACAUCAGAAAUCGCUCCAGUUAAAAACAAAGCAGAGGAGAGAAAGCAAUAUUCAGCAGGAAACUCUGUGCAGAAGCCUGCUGAACCAGAAGCUGAGCACAGCACUGCCAAUCCGCAGAUGACUGCCCUUGUUAAAACCUUAAAGAACACAAAACCAGUUGUCAACCAUGAAGACACGCUCGAGCAGGAGUCAGAAGAACUCUCCUCUGAUGAAGAGAUGAAAAUGGCAGAAAUGCGGCCUCCAUUGAUAGAAACAUCCAUGAAUCAACCAAAAGUGGUAGCUCUUAGCAACAACAAAAAAGAUGGCUUAAAAGAUGCUGAUUCCUUAUCAGAUGAAGCUACCCACAAUAGUAAUCAAAAUAACAGCAACUGUUCCUCUCCUUCUCGAAUGUCGGAUUCCGUUUCCUUAAAUACUGAGAGUAGCCAAGAUGUUUCUCUCUGCUCUCCAGACAAAGAAACGCAUGCAGCUGUUCUGUCCAAAAUCAGACGAGAAGAUGAAAAUUUGAAUAAUAUUCUGCAAAAUGGAGGUGAAUUAAGCAUUACUGUAGAAGAAAAAACAAAUGUGCAAGACAAGGUUACAAAUUUGUCUGACUAUGAAUUAAGCAUUGAAGAAAGAUUAGGCCUGAUAGGAAAAGGUGUUGAUUUGAGCGUUCCUACUGAAGAGUCUCACAAAUUAGACCAAAUAAACAUGAACAUCAAUAAGUUGGCUAUUGAAGAGCCAGUGUCAGUUUCCGUGGAAAGAUUAAAACCCCAGGAAAUAGCAUCAGUAAAGGGGUAUUUGAAUAACAAUGUGAAAGAAGAAAAUGAGCACUUGGAAAAUGGAAAUAAAUAUCCCACAAGUAAAGUAAACGGGCACCCUGAGGAAGCAGUAGACUCUCCCAUUCGAGAAGAAGCGAUGCGCGGCACUGCGGUUGAUGGUGAUUCUUGUGCUGAGCUGCCUGUUUCCAAAAGCACUGAAGACCUGUCCCCCCAGAGAAGUGGGCCUGUGGUGAAAUCGCACAGCAUCACCAGCAUGGACCCCGGGGCUCUGAAAAUCUAUGAUAUUGUCAAUGACAACGGACCUCAGCAGCCAAACACCGCGAUGAAGUCAGCGUCUAGUAGCACCGACGGAAAAAACAUAGUGAGGAGUAAAUCUGCCACCCUUCUGUACGAUCAGCCUUUGCAAGUCUUUCCUGGGUCGUCGUCGUCGUCCGAUUUAGUAUCCUCCGCCAAGAGCGUGUUCAAGCUGGACUCCAACCACAACGCGGAGGGCGCCGGCGCGGUGAGGGCGGCCGGCGGGGCCGUGGCGCUCUGCGCUCCGCAGUACAACAUCCAGUACAGCAGCAGCAGCAGCGGCGCGGCGGCCAAGGACGCGCUGUGGCCGCCGCCGCCGGCCGAGCUGCCCCCGCGCGCCGAGCCCGCCGCCUACGGCAAGCACGCGGCCAACAUGAACUUCUCCAACCACAACAACGUUCGCGCCAGCGCCGCCUACAGCGCCCAUCAGCGCCUGGCGGGCAGGCACCUGGAUCUGUGGGCUGUUCCUCCGAGCGACAGGCUGCCCCCAGGAGCAGCCCGGAACACCCUUCAGAGGCAGAGCAGCGUCACCUCCGCAGCGUCCCUAGGCCCCGCGGAUCCCGGGCCCUGCAGACGGGCUCCGCUCCCUGAGGGGGACUACUUAACCUACAGGGAUUUGCAUUCGAUGGGAAGAGCUCCGCACGUUAUAUCCGGGCACCAGAGACCACUUUCUGCCAGGACAUACAGCAUUGAUGGUCCAAACGUACCCCGGCCUCAGAGCGCUCGGCCCUCGGUGAAUGAAAUACCAGAAAGAACUAUGUCAGUGAGCGACUUCAAUUACUCACGGACUAGCCCGUCAAAGAGAACCAGCCCGAGGGUGAACUCCGAGCACUCUUUAUUAGACCCUCCCGGGAAAAGCAAAGUCCCUCACGACUGGAGGGAACAGGUGUUGCGACACAUCGAGGCAAAGAAACUAGAAAAGAGCAUGCUGUCUAGGUCCUUUAAUUCCACUUUGGCUGCGGUUAGCAGCUUUGCCCCUGGCAGCUCUAGGGACCUGCAUGGCAGCCAGGGUAGUGUUGCGGACGGAAGAGCUGCUGCUGUGCACGUUGCUCGACAUCCCCAGGCCUGUGCUCCAGGGGAGCACUGCCCAGAUGAGGUUUUCCUUUCGGGACAGCAGAAUUACUCAUGUGCCACACUUAGCCUCAAAGAUGUUCCUCCAGACAGCAUGAAGAAAGUGGCCAUGCAGGUACCUUUGACAAAUGGACAAAUGUGCCAGGUUCAAAGACCACAGGCCAACUACAGCCAAGUCCAUCAUCUCCCUCCUCAAGCAUCAGUAGCGAGACACCCAUCUAGAGAGCAAUUAAUUGACUACCUGAUGUUGAAGGUUGCCCACCAGCCUCCCUACGUGCCAUCCCAGUGUUCUCCCAGACAGAGCCACGACAUGGUCAAGCAGGAGAUUCGAGUGAGAAUCGACAAGGAUCCUGAGCUUGGAUUUAGUAUAUCGGGAGGAGUUGGCGGGAGAGGGAAUCCGUUCAGACCUGAAGAUGAUGGUAUAUUUGUAACAAGAGUGCAACCCGAAGGACCAGCAUCUAAGCUAUUGCAGCCUGGAGAUAAAAUCAUUCAGGCUAAUGGCUACAGCUUCAUCAAUAUUGAUCAUGGACAAGCAGUUUCUUUGCUAAAGACUUUUCAGAAUGCAGUGGAGCUCAUCAUUGUGCGAGAGGUUUCUUCAUAAAUACUGUGGAUAUGGGGAAAAAGUCAACAAGGUUCAUCAAAGGACUUAUGGGGAACUGAAUAUUUUGACUAUUUUUAUAUAUGAAAGGGACUUGAACUAUGAUCAAAAUUUGUACAGGAGAUGAAAUAUUGAACUUGUGGUUAAAGGGGGAAAAACCACUGUAUAGAACGUACAGGAAAUCAUUUUGGAAAUGCAUAUGGUGAAUAAACUUGUUUUUAAGCAUUAUAGCAACGUAAGGAUCACUCCUCCAAGAACAAACCUGUGUUGUUUUUUGUACAGAUGGUAGGUUUAUUUUUGGAUAAUUCAUACACAUUACUAAACUUUGUGCAAGGCUUGGAGAAGCCGAGGUUGUAGCCCAUGGACAGAUGGCAGGGCUGUCUGUCCUGUAGCUGUUUAUUGCCUUUAUUUUUAUUCACCAGAUAUUAAUGUGUUAGCGAAACCACUUCUGUAGAUGUGGGCAGGAGAUAAGAAACGUUGGCUUUGCUAUGUGCACGUUGUACAGAUGAAUGGGUAGAUGGAAGGUGGUGCUGGUUGGACAGAAUAAAGGCUGGGUGAAACAACUAUUUGCUAUCUAAAUCUGGAAUCAAGAGUGAUGAGAAAUUGUGUAGUUUUGGCAUGUACAUCUACCAAUAGAAAACGCAAUAAAAGCUUACGGUGUUUUUAGGAAGACUAUAAUUAUGAACUUGUUAUCUUCUACAGGAUUUGUUCUUAAGGUAGUCAUUGAAUAUUCAUUUGCCACAUGCAAUGGAAGUUUAGUUGUUUUUGCAUACAUGAUUUUUUUCAACUGUACUGUGGAAAUGUGCCCAGAGAUUCUUCUCUGCUGUGGAAAUCCCCAGUGUUGUGCAAAUGGUGAUGCUUUUAUCUUUAUAAAAAGUACUCCAUUUUAAUCUUACAGACUUUUAAAAUGAAACUGAAA